CAAGUGCAAAUGGUAGCGCCGACAUGUAUGUGUUAUAUCGUGGACGCGGGGAGUUGAAAAUGAUACGUUUGCUGUCGCUAGUUUGACAAAAUGACCGUAGAAUCCGUGAAGAAUACGCUUUAUUUGUACAAUAUGUAAAAUAUAAACCCAAAUGUUACAACUUGUAGUAAAUUUCAAAGUCUAUGUCUACGGAAUUUGUUUAAAAGCAAAGGCAAGUGAGGAUCAGGUAGACAAGGACAUGAUAAAACAACGAAGAUAUUUGAUGCCGCCAUGUACAGCUGGUUACUCUAUGCAAUAAGUUCAAGGUCAUCAUCGAGUGACAUGUCCGAUACUGAUGACCGUGCAAAUUCACCAGCGGGUAGCGACGCCAGCGAUCCGGAGAGUUCCGACAGCGAUGCCACCACAGUGAGCUUUCCAUCCACCGCCAGCAUUGCGUCUUCCACAAGUGACAACUCGACAGCUAGUGAUGGAUCUACAGCAAGCGACGGCGCAGCCUCUACCGCGUCGCUUGGCUCAAUAAACUCUCACCUCGACCUUUUUUACGAGUCUGAGAGCGUGAGGGAGGAGUCUGAUGACCUAGACUACGAUAUUGAUAUCGAUGUUGAAGAAAUUGAAGUUGCCAGCGACAGUCCAUCACUCCCCCCGUCCCCAUUUCAAGUUCUCUCUGACGCUGAGCAGCUAGACGUCUCGAGCGUCGUCGAAGUGAGAACCGAACACGGAGAGAUGAUUGACGUCGAUGAAGGUUCAAAUGCUGCUGGUGAUGCGGCCCCGAUGUCAACUUCUCCGUCUGCAGAGCCCGCCAAUGAGGGCGCGGACGCCGAUGGAGAACGUACCAGAGCCCCUGAGCCACCGGCCGUGCUUGAGAGGAGUGCUAUAGAUGAUGACGGAACGACCUGCACAAUAUGCUUUGAGCCAUGGGCAAUAUCUGGAGAUCACAGGCUGGUAUCUCUCAAAUGUGGACACCUUUAUGGGCAAAGUUGUAUCGAAAAAUGGCUGAGAGGCCAGCCUUCUAAGUGUCCCCAAUGCAAUGCGUCUGCCAGGAAAAGCGACAUUCGUCACAUCUACGCGCAUAAACUCAAAGUGUUGGACACAACAGAACUUGACAGGGCAACGAAGCUGUUGAACUUGGAACGUGAGCGACACCAGCGUACUCAGUUAGAACUGACGAUUGUAAACCAGAGGUACACACUUCUCAAGGCAGAGCACGAGAAACUCAAGUCAGAGGUCAUGGACCUCAAGGACAUUCAGAGGAAGACCAGAUGUGAACCAAAACUUGGUGAAGGCAGUGGCUCCCUGGCCUCCCAGCUAUCACGUCAGUCGGGCGGAUUUUCUCUCAACCGCGUGCUCGAGCUGGGUACUCACACCUCAUGCCGCAACCUCGCUGCCUCACCGAUCUUAGGAAUGUUGGUCACGUCGCAGAGUCAGAGCAGCCUUUUCCGAGGCUAUGGAAUCAGAAAAAUAUCCACCAUGGACUUCAAAACCUCGGAAUUCAUACUGAUUCACCAUGGAGAAAUCAGGGACAUAGCAUUUCACAACCACGAUGCACUGGUGUUGAGUGCGUCGUUAGACAAAUCCGUCAAGCUAACUAGUGUCCUCACAAACACGGUUGUUCAAACAUACACACAAACUGUCGAGGCUUGGAGCUGCACCUGGGAUCAAGACAAUCCAAAUCGCUUCUAUGUUGGUCUGAAGAAUGGAACUGUGGCACUCUUUGACCUCCGGCAGACAGGUGGCGCAAUCUGCGUUCUUCCCAGAACAGGGCGUACACAGCCAGUGGUAGCCAUGCAGCACAUACCACAUGGGCCCUCACUUCCACAUGAAAGGUCUCCGUCCGGCCUCCUCAUCUCGCAGUUCCAGCUAUGCACUUUCUUCGAGAAGAAGCUCGGAGACGAAUUUCGGACGCAUCCUCUUCAGAUGGAAGGCAACUGUACCUCCGUGAGUUUCGAGCCCACAACACGGCAUCUACUUAUGAGCUGCAGGCCAUCGCCUAAGAUGCCUUGUGUCACGCACUCAAUCUGCAGCCUGUCGUUCCCUACGGACAGCGAGAGCGAUUUCUGUUCCUACAACACAGUUCAGGUGUUCCACGGAGGUGCAUCGCAAGUGCAGCUUUCCAGAUCUCGUCUGUGUGUUGACCCUGCCGACGUUUCCAACUUUUGGGUCUGUGCCGGAGAUGAGCAUCACAAGGCUGUUCUGAUAUGGGACGCAGCUUCGGGAAAGAAAGUUCAUCAAUUAAACUCUGAAAACGUUGUGCUCGACCUGUGUCCUAUUGAAGGAUCUCAAGGCUGGUGUUUGACAACUCUUACGAAAAACAAUCUCUCUGUGUAUGGAUGGAGACAAGGUCAUUGAACUUCCCUUUCUAUGCAGAGAUGUACAGUGUUCCUGCUUGCAGCCCAAGUUGAAGGUCAGUGCAAGGUCUGUGGACAUUUUAACCAUGCACAUAAAUGAAGAAUUGUGAAGGACGGGAACAGAUUAGCUCUGUGUGCGUGUGUGUACAAAAAUGUGUGACUGCCAAAAGAACUUCACCGAAUCAGCAGAGCAGCCUUACUCACAACCAUCUACAGGAGGACACGUACUGGGAAAUGUGUUUCAAUUCAUUUCAAAACUGUGCUUAAUGCCAAGUGAACUGUGCACUGCUGUUAGUUUGCUCUCAUCAAGCAUAAAGCGUACUGCAAAUGUUGAUUUUCGGGAACUUCAGAUGUUGCGGUUAAUUUAGGGAAGCACUUGCAAUCAUUCAGUGUGUGCGCUCAUGGCGUGGCAGUAUAAUUUCUGAAGUUAAAGUCGAGGUGCUAGUCUUACUGUACCAUAAGUAGCAUCAGCAGGCAUGUGUUUUGCAAUGAAGGGUUUUCAAGAGUAGCCAUAAAAAGAACGCGUUGCUGGUUUUGAUAAAACGAAAGAGAAGCUAGAAGCAGUUGCUGCUUACUAUUAUCUUUUUUUUAUUUUAUAUACAUAAAUAAUUAUUCUUCAUGAGCAUCAUUGUGUUUGAGGAAGUCAUUUGCAAAAAGUGUUGUAAUAUAGAUAUCACAAUCUCUCUGAAAUUCACUUUUUCUUCUUUUUUGUUUGAAGUGCACAAGGGUAUUCACAACACUUGCAGUGGUGUGUACCUGACACUGUAUUUAUUUGAAGGUGAAAAAGAAAAUGACACAGUUGUCAACUGCAUUUUA
This is a messenger RNA of Ornithodoros turicata, 3161 nucleotides long. Its product is annotated as E3 ubiquitin-protein ligase rfwd3.L-like. Gene Ontology annotation, cellular component: nucleus. Gene Ontology annotation, biological process: interstrand cross-link repair; protein ubiquitination. The transcript is spliced from 15 exons. The record is from RefSeq and is a predicted model, not a curated record. NCBI's taxonomy places the organism in Eukaryota, Metazoa, Arthropoda, Arachnida, Ixodida, Argasidae. Bases 271 to 2346 code for a protein of 691 amino acids. Gene Ontology annotation, molecular function: ubiquitin-protein transferase activity; protein binding.